AUGUAUUCAACAAAUUCAUCAUCAGAUGAUGAAGAAAAAGAAUUAAUGGAUGAAAUUCAAUUGAAUCAAAAUUUAAGUGGUAGUUUUGGUGGAAUUGGAUCAUCAUCAAAUAAUAUUGGAGCAUCACCAGGUGGAGAUUUUAUAAAUCAAAUGGAACAGGUUUUUAAAACUAUUGAUACUGAAGAGAAUGGAAUUAUAUCAAUAACACAAUUAAGACAAGAGAUUGAAUCAUUAACUGGUGAAUCAAGUGAAACCAAUCCAUUAAUUGGUAAAUUAUUAAAUUUUUUAAGAAUUGUUCAUAGAGCUGAACAACCAAAAAAUGAUGAUGACGAAGACGAAAAUGAAGACGAACAACAAGAGGGUGAUGAUCAAGAAAAUACAGGUGGUAGUGAUUUUGAAGAUGAUUCAUCAUUUGAAGAUUUAAUAUUAAAUGAAAAGAAACAAAUUGAAGAAGAUAAUACAUUUGUUGAUCUUCAAUCAUUUUUAGAAUCUAUGGCAAGUUAUAUGGAUGGUGAAGAUCCAAAAAAAUUACGUGAGAAACAAAUUGAGAAAUUAAAAUUACCAAAAUUUAAGGUACCAAUUGACUUAUUGAAAAAGUAUAAUAUCACACCAAAAUUUUUAUCACCAUUAAUUUCUGGUGGUAAUAAUUCACUAAAUAAUAAUGAUUCACCAAACAGCGGUGGUGGUGGUAGUAAUAUGGUAUUUUCACAUUUAAAUAAUAGUCCAUCAAAAAGUGGUGGUGGUGGAUCAUCAAAUAAAUUUAAUAGAUUAUUUACAGCGAAACCAAUGGUAACAUUUGAGCAAUUUAAUCAGUUAAUUACAAAAUUAAAUUAUGGUAAAGAAAUACCAAAACAAAAGUUAUUAAUGCAUUUACAUGAUUUACCAACUGAUAAAGAUGAUUGUAUUGAUGCAAAUUUAUUUUUAUCAAGUUUUGGUGGUUUAAAUCAUCCAAUGUCACCAAAGUUAACUUAUAAUGAUGAUGGUGAGGAAAAUCUACAACAACAGCGAUAUAAUAAUGAAAAAAAAGAAAAUCAAUUUAAUAUAAAUUCACGUGGUAGUGGUAAUACAAGUCCACCAAAUGUUAAAAUUAAUAAUAAUAAUAAUACUAAUAGUAAUAGUAAUACCAAUAUCAAUAAUACAUCAACUAAUAAUAUUAGUCAAUGGAAUUCAAAGAAUACACAAAUUGUUGAUCAACUUCAAGAUUCAUAUAAAAUUUUAGAGAAAGAAGUUGAGUCAUAUCAAAGUGAGUUAUCAAUGUUGGAGAAAUCUAGACAAAUUCAAGACUCAACAUUAAAGAAAAAAGAUCAAGAAAUUGAUAAGCUUAGAAAGGAGGCUAGAUUCGUCGAUGGUAUGAGAGACGCUAAUAAAGAUUUAAUGGUACAAAAUCAAAAUUUAAAAAAUCAAUUAUCAAAAUUAACUUUGAAUGAAGAAUUGUUACGUGAAAGUAUCGAUCAAGAAAAAGAUAGAUUACGUGAAGCAAUGGAAUCGAAUGUAUUGAAAGAAUUGGAACUUAAAAAAUUAAAACUUUUAUUAAAAACACAACAAAAUAUUAAUAAUAAAUUAUCAAUGAUGGUAACAUUCAGUGAUGACACCCUACAAGAAGGCGGCGGCGGAGGUAGUGGCACAAAUUCACCAAGUGGUGCUGGUGGUUCAAUUAAUUUCACAAGUAAAAGAAUAAAACCAACAAUUGAUAGAGCAAAACAAGUCCUAAGUAGACAAAAAUCAGAUAAAUUCGAAAUCGAUAAAUAUUCAACCAUUCAUGCAAAUAAUAAUUUCUCAAUGUUUUUAAAACAACAACAAUUACAAUUACAAGAAAAACAAGAAAAACAAUAUCAACAACCAUAUUAUUACACAAGUGGUACAAAUUCACCACAAUCUUUACAAUCUGAAUUUGAAGAAUUAAAUAAACAACAACAGGGUACUACUACUCCACCAUUAUCACAACAAAAUUCAAUAAAUUAUGAUAAUAACAAUAAUGAUAAUGAUAAUAAUGAUAAUGAUGAUGGUUCAUCAGAAUUAGAUUCUUUAAAGAAACAAUUAAGUGGAUUCGAUUAUCAAUUACCAUCUGAGGGUUCUUUUGAUUCUCCAUCACAUAAUCAAUCAUUUGAUUCACCAACAUUAUUAUCGUCACCACCAAUUUCACAAUUAAUUUCAAAAGUUUCAGAUGGACCACAACCAAUUCAAAUGAUGUCACCAAUGACUCCACCAUUACCAAAUCAAAUUAGUAGUGGUAAUUUAUCAAUUUCAUUAAAUGCAACACCAUCAAAGGAACAAUCUAUUAAAUCAUUAUUUUCACCAAAUUAUAUUAGAACUUCAUCACCAUCAAUUAAAUCUACAACAACAACAACAGCUCCAUCAUCAGCACCAAUUUAUUCAUCAACUCCUUCAACAAGUACUGCUGCUGCUUUAUUAUCACCAUUUAGUUUAAAUAAUCCUAUUACAACAACAACUACAACUACUACCACUACAUCCAAUACCGUUAAUUCUCCAUUAAAUAAUAAUAAUAAUAAUAAUAAUAACACAUCAUCAUCAUCAUCGACAAAUAUAGCAGGAAAUAGCAAUAGUAAUAGCAAUAGUAAUAGUAAUUUAGGUUAUAAUACAAUUAGCAGUAAUAGUUUUAAUAAUAUAGGUGGUAAUGGUUUAACAUCAAGUCAAUUAAUACAGGAUCAAUUUAAUGUGGGUAGUAUUAGAAGAUUAAAGAAAUCAGAUAUUAUUAGAUUACAUACAUCAGAAAUGGAGGAACAAAAUGAAUCAGCACAAAUGUUAAUUACAGAGGCAGAGAAAGCAUUGGAAGAAUUUAAAAAGAAUAGUUCAUUGGAAUUACAGCGUUUACAAAAAUUAUUACAAGAGGAAAGACAACAUUCUAAAACAUUGGAAAAACAACUCUCUAGCCAAUUGGAUAAGAAUAAAGAGAUGGUCACUGGUAAAGAAUCUACCAAUACUAGUAGUUGGGGUGGUAUGCAAAAUUUCUUUUCUUUUGUAACAAAUUAUUUACCUUCAACUUUAUUUUGUAAUUUAUCAAGUACAAGUUAA
Dictyostelium discoideum AX4 is the source of this 3033-nucleotide messenger RNA. RefSeq names its product calcium-binding EF-hand domain-containing protein. Gene Ontology annotation, molecular function: calcium ion binding. The transcript has a single exon. Lineage: Eukaryota; Evosea; Eumycetozoa; Dictyosteliales; Dictyosteliaceae. The coding region runs from base 1 to 3033 and encodes 1010 amino acids. The record is from RefSeq and is a predicted model, not a curated record.